GACGGCAACAAGCAAAGGGUCAAGUUGCCACAAUGUUGAGAGGGCUGAUAUAUUUUGUUGCUCUGCUACACAGCUGUGUUAACAUCCACGAUGGCCCCAUUAGGAUAUACUUUUCAGGGGGAACAAAAGGUAUUGUUCUUAAUGGAUCAGAUAUUCCUGCCCGGGGCACCAUUUUAUGGGAAUGGACCCCUCACCAUCAACAAUUGACCACAAAGACAUUGGUCAGAAUGAAGGCCAAAGGCCUAGAAUGGAAAACCGAGCAAGUUUAUCAAGUUAUGCAAAACAGUAAAACCAAAUUCCACCUGAGAAAUCACUCUCUUGAUCUUACUAUUGAAAAUGUGCUUGAAGCAGCUGGAUUAUUUACCUGUCGACAGACAGAACCUGAGGAGAGAAUACUGAAACAGUAUGAAAUAUUUGCUAUCAAAGUUGACCGAGAUCCUCGCUAUCCAUUUCUAGGCAGUGAUGUCUCCCUCAGCUGUACCAUUUCCAGACUUGCUGAUACAGUCACUCUCCAAUUGAAAUCCAGAGCCCCAUCUCAGCAGAACAGGAUGAACAACACCAAUCAGAUCCAACUGAAUAACACCGUCUAUCUGAUAUUAAAAGAUAGUCAAGUAGAUGAUGCUGAACAAUAUGCAUGUGAAAUACAAGAUAAUGGAAGAACUGUUCAUUCUGUUCCAAUUGAAUUGACCUUCAGCACCUCUGAUUUUGGUAGGCGGUAUACAAGUUAUUGGCCAAUCUUUGAAAAUAAUUCACUGAACCUGAACUGCAGAUGUAAGUCGAAGUACAAUGAGUCCAUGUGGAUUUUGGAAAUAUACAAUCAUAUAAGAAUCAACAUCAUCUCUACUGAUAAUAAGGACAAGGGGAACGCAAGCAUCUCAAAGAUUCAGAAUCGAGUCAUCCUGAAACAGUUUGAUGGGAUGAGCUUCCCUCUACAGAUUUUUCCUGUGCAGUUUGAAGAUGCAGGAACUUACACAUGUACCAUGGACACAAUGGAAGCAGUGAAAAUUAAACUGAUCACCAGCCAAGUGACAGUUGUUCCCUCUUGCCCUCUGACUGUUGGAGACAAUGUUGAACUUAAAUGUUCUGUUUCUCAUGUCUGUAAUGCAACAAGGCUUGCUUGGAUGGAUAACGACAGGAAAGUUCUUGUUAAAGAAAAACAUUUCAAUCUCUCGGGUGAAGCAAACAACAGCCUGUCAUUGCUUAUUCCAAAGAUUGGACAACAUAACAGAAGCUGGACCUGCCUUGUAUUUAAUGGGACCAUGUUAAAAUUUCAUAUCACACACAAACUUGCAAUUAAUGAAAAGAAUCAAUUUGUUUUUUUGAAUUAUAUUCUCAUUUUUGCCACCCUUGUGCUGCUUCCGUGCUUCAUUGUUGCUGUAAUCAGGUGCCUCAGGAUGAUCAAUGAACCAGCCAAUGAAUGUCAAAGCGAACAUGACUUUGGUGAUGCAAUUUCAAACUCUGAGUCAGUUGCAGAAGAAAUUCAUUAUGCUUCUGUCAUUUUUCAAAAGAUGAGCCCAGGUCAUACCCUCAAUGAACAUUCUGAUGUCCAGCCUUCAGAAGAGAUUCGAGGAGCUUCAGAUGGAAAUGAGUCAUCCGUAAUCUAUAGUGCCAUAGUUAAGUAGAACAUUCUAGUUCAUGUCUGCUUAACUGAAAGAAGACAAGAUGGAGGAGACAACCUUUUUUGUCAAAAUGUAGCUGAUUAUCGCACAAGUUAUAUAUGUUUGGAUAUUAUCUUUUGAUUUCAGAGUGACAGAAAAGAAGCACAGCUUUAUGAAAGGUGCAGCAAUGUUGUCAUUUUUAAAUAAGUAUUUGGAGCGCUCUUUAAAUUUGUCACAGUGAUUGAGCUGAUAUGCUAUCAUGUUACACAGUAAAGUUCUCUAUGAUACAACAUAAUAUACAUAUACUUUCAACAUAAUGUACUUGAGAGUGACUCUAGGCAUGACGUGUCCUUUCAGGAACAAAUGAAGAAAACAGCAGAGGAAAGGUAAAAUGUAGAAAAAUCUUUUAACUAAACUUGCUAGAUUUACUUAGGGUAAUGCUGUCACAGUAGUCUGAAUCUCAGCACUUGUCCUAACAUACUCACAAAAGCAUAUUCUGCACAUAUCUGGCAAAGGUCAUUGCACACAUAUCUCAUGGACAGUCAGUUGAAUACAACAAUAUUGACCAUAAAUGGAACGCUUUGACUUAUUGCUCUCCCCAUUUCCUGUCCUCAAAAAUAUCAUCUGCCAAGAGAUGAAAACAUAUAAGCCAGCGGAAACCAUUCAUGUUGUACUUCACUUUCCCAUGCCAUAGUAACCUGAUCAACCCACUUUUCAUCCUGGUGCCCAAUAUGGGGCAAGAAUCAUCUGCAAAACCUACGAGCAAACAUGCUUUAGAUUGAGGAAUGGCAAACAAUAUCAAGCUCCUUGUGACAUACCCCAUCUGUCGAGUGUCUGGCUUUGAUCUACCAUUGUGAGAUUUGUCUGUGUUAAACAGAUUUAGGACAGGCCACGGCCCCUGUGCAGCCAAUCUCCACUACUGAGCCUCAGUACAUAUCCCUUACGUGCUUGUGGAGAAAUUGAAACAGCACUGCUCAUUCCAGAGGAGCAUCUCCUCUACAGAAUAAUUGGUGGACUAAUAAUCUUAAGCUAAGAAAAUGAGGAGGCUAUCACUUAACA
Messenger RNA from Rhincodon typus (whale shark), 2657 nucleotides. RefSeq lists its product as uncharacterized. The transcript has 9 exons. Gene Ontology annotation, molecular function: protein tyrosine kinase binding; MHC class II protein binding. Gene Ontology annotation, cellular component: membrane raft; external side of plasma membrane. Gene Ontology annotation, biological process: interleukin-15-mediated signaling pathway; T cell activation; positive regulation of ERK1 and ERK2 cascade. The record is from RefSeq and is a predicted model, not a curated record. Lineage: Eukaryota; Metazoa; Chordata; Chondrichthyes; Orectolobiformes; Rhincodontidae. Bases 33 to 1622 code for a protein of 529 amino acids.